Molecule: messenger RNA, 636 nt
Organism: Spirometra erinaceieuropaei
Lineage: Eukaryota; Metazoa; Platyhelminthes; Cestoda; Diphyllobothriidea; Diphyllobothriidae
Source: the annotation of a GenBank genome assembly
AUGACCAGCCCCAAGGCCGCCGCAAGAGACAAAUUCUGUGAGGGCCUGCAGGCCCUCUUGGCGACUGUGUCGAAGACGGAUAAGUUGAUUGUCCUUGGGGACUUCAACGCCCGCGUUAGCACAGACCAUACUGCCUGGAGAGGGGUGCUGGGUCCCCACGGUCUCCGCGGCUCAAAGGACAUUGGCCGGCUGCUCCUCCGCACCUGCGCAGAACACCGCCUCAUGCCGACGAACACGUUCUUCUGUCUGCCGGAGCGAGAUACGGCCACCUGGAGGCAUCCUCGGUCGCGCCAGUGGCACCUGCUGGACUAUGUCCUCGUCCGGAGGCGAGACCAGCGGGACGUGCUGGUGACAAAGGCGAUCGCGGGUGGUGACGGAUGGACUGACCAUCGCCUCGUCAUCUCGGAGCUGCGUAUUCGCCUACAGCCUCGCAGGAGACCACAAGGUAAGCGACCCCCAGGAAAGCUGAAUACUGCCUUGUUGUUUUUGCCGGCUCACCAUCUUCAUUUCAACAACGAGCUAGCUCAACGGCUAGACAACCUUCCAAUCGCUGCCGCCGCCGCCGCCGCUGCGAGAACGCCUCCGUGGAGAACCGCUGAUGUCAACUGCGAGACACGGUCCAGUCGACGGCGCUAG